Molecule: messenger RNA, 1050 nt
Organism: Peniophora sp. CBMAI 1063
Lineage: Eukaryota; Fungi; Basidiomycota; Agaricomycetes; Russulales; Peniophoraceae
Source: the annotation of a GenBank genome assembly
AUGGAGACCACACCUACUUGUAUUGCAUCUGUCAAACUAGAGCCUGUUGAUCCAGCGCCCGACUUAGACUGCCUAUUGUACGACCAGUCUACGAGCCACGCCUUGGUCAGUGUACGUCGGACUCAAAGGCGAUCGGCUUUGAGCCUCGAGGGACAAUCGUGCUCGACACUAUAUGCCAGACGACUCACAUCUCACCGAUCUCACCGACCUCGACCUCCCUGUUUCGCGAUGUCCCGUGCGCCUAGCUCUGCUGUUGCCCCCAGGGUUAAACGAGAGGUUGUGGAAGCGCCUCUGGGCCCACCCAAAGAGCAUCAGCCUGGAUUCGAUGACGCCCUCCAUACCUUCUGGAUGGGAGAAAUCGUCGGCGACCCUGUCCGCGAGGACGAGUGCGUGUUGCGAAUGACUACUUGGAUGAACGCUAUGGAUCUUAUCUGUGAACGAGCUGGCGAGGUCAAGAUGCGCCUUCUCAUCCGCCCGGGCAACAACCAGCAGCUCGUAACCAAGUGCAAGUGCCCGCAACACCUCGCGAAGCUACGCGAGAUCGCAGAAGACUGGCUAUCGCGCGGCAACAAGACACGUACAAAGGUCAACGGGCAGCCCAAGGCUCUUAUCAAGGAAACCGAGUUCCACCCUAUCAUCGCCCAGCUAUGCAAGUGGUACUUGUGGCGCUCCGAGUUCACGACGCUUGCCGACCACGAAGCGCGCACGGCGGCUUUCUACCAGCGCGCGAAACCGCGCCUGAAGGACGCGUUCCCUUCUUACAUCAAUGAUCGUUGGCGUGAUCGCACCGUCGUCAUCAAACCGUCACCGUACUUCUCGCCGGCGCGUGAGCUGGAGGCCGCUGGAGGGGCUGGACCAGUACUCGCGCGUACAAACUCAGCUUCAUCAGCGACGACAGCGGUUCAUCCCUACGCGUCUGCAGCUGCAUCGCGAUCUGCACUCGUCAAGACCGAGCCCAGCAAUGACGAGGCGCAGGCGGAGGCGCGUUAUCGUCGCGCAGAGCCUUACUUGCUCACGAUGCCUCAUAUCAAGAGGGAGGAAGACUCGUGA